AUGGCCAAGAAAAGGCAGUAUGGACCCAACGCUGCUGGGCGACAAGCAGGUCGGGCCAUCUGGGAUCUCACCGUAUUCCACGACACACUCAACCAAGAUAGAGGUAUCGGCAUUGCAAACCUCAAGAGCUGGCGCUCACUAGCAAGUGCAAAGCAAAACGAACCCCAUGACAGCACGUACGAGGUACUGACCCUUUUCGGAGCAAAACAAAGUGUUGAGCUUUGUCAGCUUUGUGUUUUCAUGGCCCUGGUGGCCAGGACCCAGGCAACACUGCCAAGAACAGCUACACUAGCUCUGUAUAACCUCCUCGCCCGUGCUUCGUCGUGGAAUCAGGUUGUUACUUGCUGUAGUGCUGCGAUUGUGUCCAGCUGGGCAGGGACCCAGCUUGUGCAGCAGCAGCAGCAGCAGCAGCAGCAGCAGCAGCAGCAGCAGCAGCAGCAGGUGGUGCAAGGCAUCGACGCAGCCAUCCAGGCUUGGCCAGGGUCUCUGGCCCCGCCCUGCUGGAGAUGGCGACUGGCCAAGCAGCUGCGAGGCAGCUCAUGGAUCAAACCGCAGAUGCUGCAGCUCGAGCGGCAGCAGCAGCAGCAGAGGUUGUUGCUACCAACGCAGUCCUACCGCGAAGGGCUGAGCAGAUUGCCCGUCUGGUUCAGAAACCAGAUAUUUACCGCCCAGAGAAGUGGUUGGAUUCUCCGGGAUAGUGGACAACAAGUAUGUGGAGGAGAUUGCAUGGGUGGAGCGAGAAGCAAGUACUGA
This is a messenger RNA of Symbiodinium natans, 753 nucleotides long. The record is from the annotation of a GenBank genome assembly. Lineage: Eukaryota; Dinophyceae; Suessiales; Symbiodiniaceae.